Molecule: messenger RNA, 2393 nt
Organism: Chinchilla lanigera (long-tailed chinchilla)
Lineage: Eukaryota; Metazoa; Chordata; Mammalia; Rodentia; Chinchillidae
Gene: Slc45a2
Product: solute carrier family 45, member 2
Exons: 8
Coding region: 1-1602 (533 amino acids)
Biological process (GO): transmembrane transport
Cellular component (GO): membrane
Molecular function (GO): sucrose:proton symporter activity
Source: RefSeq, a predicted model, not a curated record
AUGGGCAGCAAUGGUGGGCAGGCUGGCACCCACACCUAUCAAUCCCUCACUGACGAUGGCCUCUUUGGGCCUGUGGUGCCACCCAGAAGAUCCACGGGCAGACUCAUCAUGCACAGCCUCGCCAUGUUUGGCCGAGAGUUUUGCUACGCAGUGGAAGCAGCCUAUGUGACCCCGGUGCUGCUCAGCGUGGGCCUGCCCAAGAGUCUGUACAGUGUGGUGUGGCUCCUUAGUCCCAUCCUAGGAUUUCUGCUGCAACCUGUGGUAGGAUCAGCCAGUGACCACUGCCGAUCCAGGUGGGGUCGCCGGAGACCUUACAUCCUUUCCCUGGCCAUCAUGAUGCUAUUGGGCUUGGCUUUAUACCUCAAUGGAGAUGCUGUUGUAUCAGCUUUGAUUGUUAACCCAAGGAGGAAACUGGUUUUGGCCGUAAGCAUCACCAUGAUAGGUGUGGUUCUCUUCGAUUUUGCUGCUGACUUCAUCGAUGGGCCCAUCAAAGCCUACUUGUUUGAUGUCUGCUCCCAUCAAGACAAGGAGAGGGGCCUCCACUACCAUGCCCUCUUCACAGGUUUUGGAGGUGCCCUGGGUUACCUCUUGGGUGCCAUAGACUGGGCCCAUCUGGAACUGGGAAGAGUGCUGGGCACAGAAUUUCAAGUCAUGUUCUUCUUCUCUGCCUUGAUGCUUACUUUCUGUUUUAUUAUUCAUCUGUGCAGUAUCCCUGAAACCCCACUUAGAGAUGUUGCAAAAGAUAUCCCCCCACCACAAACCCCCCAAGACUCCCCACUGUCCUCAGAAGGAAUGUACGAGUAUGGUUCUAUAGAGAAAGUUAAAAAUGGUUAUGCCAAUCCAGAGCUGGCAAUGCUGGAAGGAAAACAUAAAAAUCUGGCUAAACAGCCUCAGAAGGUAAUGACCAUGAAGUCACUUGUGAGCGCACUGGUGAACAUGCCUCCCCACUACCGCUGCCUAUGUAUCAGCCACCUCAUCGGAUGGACUGCCUUCCUGUCCAACAUGCUCUUCUUCACAGAUUUCAUGGGCCAGAUUGUGUACCAUGGGGAUCCCUAUAGCCCACACAACUCCACAGAGUUUCUCAUCUAUGAAAGAGGGGUCGAGGUUGGAUGUUGGGGUUUGUGCAUCAACUCUGUGUUUUCUUCAGUUUAUUCUUACUUUCAGAAAGCUUUGGUAUCCUACAUCGGCUUAAAGGGUCUUUACUUCGUGGGAUAUUUGCUGUUUGGCUUGGGGACAGGAUUUAUAGGACUCUUCCCAAAUGUCUACUCCACGCUGGUCCUGUGCUCCUUGUUUGGCGUAAUGUCCAGCACCCUGUACACUGUGCCCUUCAACCUCAUCACCGAGUACCACCGUGAGGAGGAGAAAGAGCAAAGGCAGCAGGCCCCAGGAUGGAGCUCCGGCGGCGGCAGCAGUGAACGUGGGAAGGGCAUGGACUGUGCUGCUCUCACUUGCAUGGUGCAGCUGGCUCAGAUUCUGGUCGGAGGUGGCCUGGGCUUUCUGGUCAACACAGCUGGGAGCGUCGUGGUGGUGGUAGUCGCAGCCUCUGCCAUGGCAUUCAUUGGCUGUUGCUUUGUGGCUCUCUUUGUUAAAUACGUGGAUUAGGUCAACAAAGAGACAAUGGUCUUACCCUCAGACCAGUGAAGCACACGGCAAGGGAAUCCAUCUUUUCUCUGCUCCUGUACCUUUAGAACCACUCCUCUGGGUGUCCUGCAUUGUGAUUUUAGCUGAAAUCAUCUGCUCACCCCUCACAAGAAGUCCAGCUCCCUGGCACAGCAGACUGAAGUAUCAGCAUCAUUUGUCUGAGCUCCAACUCUGCACUGGUAUAAGUGUGGCUGGGUGCACGUGGCAUACUGCGUCUUCCUCACUGCGUCGCAGUGCAAAGGUGGGCGAGGAAGGGUCUGUUUUGCACAGAGCUUUUCAGGUCUUGAGAAGCACACUAAUCCUACCUGUGAUGCUUACAUUUAUCCUGUAAGAUGCUCUUUUGAAAAGUCAGCAGUCCUUACAAAGUUGGAGAGUCACAUAGUUCACUAAGUUCACAAAUACUAAAAAUAUGACUGAUGAUUUUUAUGAUUUUGAUUUUUUAUAUUUAACUUGCUCAUAAUUGAUGCCUAUUAAUAAUGUAUGACAUUCUGAGAAGUCUGCUUGAACCUUCAUGCUCAUUUUAUUACAUAGUAAAUUUAUUUCUGUCCAGUUUGCUCUGUUGUUUCCUCCUCUGGAAUUGAUAUGAAAAUCUUUCAGUGAUCUUCUGUGCCCAGGCUGAGCAGCCUUCCUCUAGCCAUAUCCCUCCACUGUCCCUCUUUGCAGUGACGUUUUCAGCACCUUGGAAGGCAGCAUGCUUAACAGGGACACCAUGAGCUAUGGAACCCAGCUGGGUUUAAAUCUUGGCUUUGCUA